Symbiodinium natans is the source of this 3834-nucleotide messenger RNA. The record is from the annotation of a GenBank genome assembly. NCBI's taxonomy places the organism in Eukaryota, Dinophyceae, Suessiales, Symbiodiniaceae.
AUGGUCGCGAAGGAGCCACCCAACGGGCCCGUCCUGUUGGGACGAUUGGGAACAAAUGUGGGCGAGGUCGACAUUGAGGCUGGGAAUGUGCAGGAUGAGAAGGUGUGCUUGCCGAAGCUCGAGAAGGAGGGCCCGGCGGCAGCGCUGACAACACCUUCGAAGGCGACAGAGUACUUCGAGCGGUCUGUUCUGGCCUUGGGCGCGAUCUUGGCGCUUGGCCAGGGUGUCUCUGCUCCCGCAAUUGCAAUCUUUACGGGGGAGAGCAUUGCUAGCAUGACCGUCUCGGACAUCGCGAAGGAGGAGCUGCUGGAUGCAAUGACGCCAACACUCACAAAGGUUGGGGUCCUAAUGAUCGUCCAAUUCGUCUUUACCUUCGGUUGGCAAACUUGCCUGUCCUGGGCUGCCGCCAAGCAGGCGCGCCGCUGGCACCGUGGUUUCUUAGAGGCGCUUCUCUCCCAGGACAUUUGCUGGUAUGACGAGCACGAGGCAACAGGAGUGGCAACCAAGCUGGAAGCUGAUGUUGCGAAUGUCUAUGUAUUCAUGUCAACAGCCCUCGGAUACCUCAUCGCAAGCUUGGGCCAAAGCGUGGCUGGCUUGUCGCUGGCCUUGUAUUCUGGCUGGCAGCUCUCUUUGGUCAUCUGUUCCACAAUUCCGAUCCUGGUGUGCGCAGGCCACUGCAUGGGCAAGGAGAUUGAGCAGAAAACGGCCGUGCAGGUAGCAGACUUUGCUCGAGCGUCCGCUGUGGCAGAAGAGUCGCUGAUGGCGAUACGCACCGUGGCAGCCUUCGGUGGUGAGUUCAUGCAGUCCUCACGUUUUGAGAAGGAACUUUUGUCGGCAAAGAUUGGCGGCAUUCGCUCUGGGAUGAGGGUUGGUGCCGCAUGGGGUGGCCUCAAUUUGUUUUACUCUUGCCUGUACGCUCUGGCACUGUGGUUUGGGGGACACAUCCUCAUGUCCGAUGAAAAUGCACAUUUCGGGCCACAUCAUGUCAUCACAGUCAUGAUUUCCAUGAUGGUGAGCGGUUCCGGCCUUAGCGCUUUCAGCGGCUAUGCUCCCGUGAUGGCAAGGGCAGUCGUCUCCUUCAAGGGCAUGAAGGAGAUGAUGACCUCCCAAACCCGGGCCAUUGAGGAGCCCCUCUACACGCAAUCGGUGCUGCCAGAGGUCCUCCACCAGGUCAAGAGCAUCGAGUUCCGAAAUGUGAGCUUCAGGUACCCAAGCAGGCCAGACAAGUGGGUUCUGAACAAUUUCAGCUUUCGUGUGGAAAGGGGACAGAAGAUUGCACUUGCUGGUGAGAGUGGCUGUGGCAAGAGUACUACCAUCCAACUCCUGGAGCGGUUCUACGACCCAUGCGCUGGAGAGGUGCUGGUGAACGGAGUUUGCCUCAGCCAAGUCCCACCCAAGGCCUGGCGGAAACUGAUCGGGUAUGUGGGGCAGGAGCCUGUUCUCUUCGCAAGUACCGCCAUGAACAAUCUAAAGGCCGGAGAUGACUCCGUCACCGACGAAAUGGCAUUUUCAGCCGCCAAAGCUGCCCAGAUCUACGACACCUUGUGUCGGCUGCCAGAUGGCUUUGACACUUUUGUCGGGCUGGGAGGGGGGCUGCUGUCAGGAGGGCAGCGACAACGCUUGGCCAUUGCACGUGCCCUGGCAAAAAACCCUCAGGUCUUGGUCCUGGACGAGGCAACUUCGGCACUGGACAGCGAGUCCGAACGCAUGGUCCAAAGCACUCUGGAUGCACUCCAAAAUGUCAUGGGACGUCACUGCACCACCAUCUCCAUUGCCCACAGGCUUUCAACUAUCAAAUCGUCCGACUUGAUCUAUGUGCUGCAAGGGGGAUGCUGUUGCGAGCAAGGCAACCAUGAGCAGCUCAUGCUGGAGAAGGGUGUCUACUAUAGCAUGGCAAAGCUGCAGCAGGCACAGACCGAGGCCGAAGGGGAGGAUGACCAGCCCUAUCCAACUGAUCCAACUGCAAAUCGGGUGGUAUCUCCUGCUAGCACUCUUGAGCUGGACGUCACACAGAAUGAGGACGACACUGGCUCCGCUCCCUGGGUCUGGUGCCGCCUGGUUAGUAUGAUGAGGAGAAGCUACUGGUGGAUCUGGCCCGUAGCAGUCGUUGCAUUUGUCAUCCUGAUCGGGGAAGCUGCCGCGAUGCCGCUCGAAGCUUUGUUUUUCAAUACGGCCAUCAUGUCUCUGUUCGAUGGUGCCGACGACCUCGAGGCCAUGCAUCCCAAGCUCAACCAGGCCGUCUUGGGCCUGGUGCUGGUCGGCUUGGGAAACGGCAUGUUCACGAUGUUGCAAACCUCACUGUUCACUUAUGUGCAGGAGUGCUUGUGCAUGAUUUUGCGCAAGGCAGCGUUUAGCAGCAUUCUCCGCAUGAACAUAGCCUUCUUCGAUGCGCCAGAGAACCAGACGGCGAGCAUCCUUGUGUCGUUGGAGCGGCACAUGAACCGUGUGGCGCAAAUGUUGGGUAUCCAGCUUGGAAACUCCAUGGGCGCCAUCUUCACGUGUUGUCUUGCCAUCGGCCUCAGCUUCUUGGGAUCCUGGAUUUUGGCCUCGGCCGCUUUGCUCUUUUUGCCUUUGUGUGGCUUUCUCGCCUUCUUUGUUGCAGUGCUGGCCACCCGGAACGAGCCCGAGGCCGAGGCGGCCUACGCCGCUGUUGGCCAUGCCACAUCCGAGGCUGCCACCAACAUCCGUACGCUGAGAGCACUCGGGGCAGAAGAAAGAAGCCUGGAAAUCAUCGACACAUCCUUGCACACUCUCACUCAGCUCAAUGCUGCCAAAUCCUGGAAGCUGGGCCUCUCCCUGGGCUUGAACAUAAGCCUGUUUCCGGCCAUAUUUCUGGCAGGCUUCUGGAUGAGUGCAGUUUGUAUUCAGUACUGGGACUUCAACCCGAGGCAAGUCCUCCUAACCCUCUUCUGCGUGGUGUUCGGGGUCAUGUCUGUCAGCUCCAUCGUGCAGUACAUCCCUGACUCUGCCUCGGGGUAUCAUGCCGCAGUUGAGGUCUUCCGCUUAGUCGACCUGGUUUCCAAGAUCGACCCCACACAGCCGGCCGGGCAAAUCGAGAGCAUUGGAGAUGGGUCCAUUGAGUUCCAGAAUGUGCAGUUCUGGUAUCCCCACCGUCCAGAGGUCCGUGUGCUCAAGAAGUUAAGCUUCACUAUCCAAAGGGGUGAGUCUGUUGCCCUAGUCGGCUUCUCCGGUGGUGGCAAGUCCACGGUGAUCCAGCUCUUGCAGCGCUUCUACGACCCUCAGAGUGGAUCGAUCCGUAUCGGUGGCACGGAGCUGAGCGACCUCAAUGUGGCCUGGUGGCGUCGUCAACUGGGCGUCGUUGGCCAGGAGCCCGUUCUCUUCGACAUGUCACUCGAAGAAAAUGUAAGGUACGGCUGCCCUGAAGCGACUGACUACCAGGUGCGCGAAGCAGCGAGGGCGGCCAACAUGGACUACGUCUUUUCGGACAUUGACGAGAGCAGGGGCUACAUCCUCUCGGGUGUGAACACUGGUGCUGUGAAGUGGACGGAUCGAGUUGGCUUCCGUGGAGAGAAGCUUUCGGGCGGACAGAAGCAGCGAUGCGCAAUCGCCCGGGCGCUGCUCCGCCAACCUCCAAUCAUGCUGCUGGAUGAAGCAACUUCUGCUCUGGAUUCCGUGUCAGAGCGCAUGGUGCAACAGGCCAUGCAGCAGGCGAGGGUGGGUAAAACCACAAUCACUGUGGCCCAUCGUUUGUCCACAAUCCAAAGCUCGGAUAAGAUCUUGGUGCUUUCGAAUGGUAGACUAGUCGAGUCCGGCACCUACGAUGAGCUCAUCAGCUUGCGGGGUAACUUUGCUCUGCUUGCCCGUAGCCUGUAA